Paraglomus brasilianum is the source of this 848-nucleotide messenger RNA. The record is from the annotation of a GenBank genome assembly. Lineage: Eukaryota; Fungi; Glomeromycota; Glomeromycetes; Paraglomerales; Paraglomeraceae.
AUGGGUUAUCAAUCUGUAGAAGAAUCUCUCUUCGCUCAACCAUUAGAUGUUUCUCCAAUAAACGGCCAAAUUCCGGUCACGGCUCACCAGGCACCACCACUCAGCACUCUUGUCCACUCGCCACAUCCCUCUCAGCUCCUGUCCUCUUCGCACUUACAGCCACGCAAACGCACCUCGGCAAAGAAACCGUACUCGACCCAGAACCGCAUAUCACUCAGAACUUUGGAGACUCUCACUCCUCCGGCCACACCCACACACAACACAUCUUUAACAGUCGAAUGCCAAGUACGCGCUCGUAUUCCUACUCCCACUGGUGAAUUCUUUCUGCAUUUGUACAAAAAUAACAGAGACUCUAAAGAACAUUUGGCCAUUGUGUUUGGUGAUGAUAUUAGGAGUAAGUCAUUAGAUGCUCCACGCCCAAGAGAAAGCGAAAUGGAUAGAAUAGCGAGAGGAGCAUACGUUGGAAGAUUAAGACCUGGUCAGAAAAGAUCGAAUGAAUAUAGUGGGAAUAACAAUAUAGAGAAAGGAAAUGUGAAUAAUGUAUUGAAUGGGAGUGCAUUAAAUACAACUAAUGAUACAAACACUGAGACUGUAUUGAAUACGAGUACAUUGAAUACAGCUAAUAAAAUCACGACUCCAAUUACAAAUACAAGCUCUUUACAGUUACGCUCACCUCCGCUAGUGAGAAUUCACUCCGAAUGCUUCACCGGCGAGACAGUCAACAGCGCACGUUGUGACUGUGGAGAACAACUGCAUGAAGCAAUGAGAUUGAUUCAGCAAGAAGGACGUGGAGUCGUUGUGUAUUUGCGUCAGGAGGGUAGAGGCAUUGGGUUGGCCGAGAAGUUGAG